GAUGUGAGCGGCGCGUGGUCGCGAGGCCCUCAGCGAGCGGCCCCGGGGGGGUGCGAGGAGCUGCAGCGGGCCAAGGAGCGGCUGGAGGAAGAGAAGGGGAGGUUGGAGAGGGAGAAAGAGGAGCUGGGCCGGCGACUGGAGAGCAGCGCCCAGGAGAUCGCUCGGCUCAGGGCUGCCCGCUGCCCCUCCGGCACAGGUGGGGUGCCCGGCCGCGAUGCACUGCGCUCUGCCAGCAAAGCCUCCAGGUGGGAGCCGGAGCCCCUCAGCUACCAGGAGCUGAAGUCGGAGAGGACGGAGCUCCCUGCAUCUCGGCUGCUGGAGGAGACGGCGCUCGGCCGCCCGCGAGCCGAGGACUCGGGCUGUGGCGAGCUGGCGUGGGUGGGGGAGCCGGUGGUGCUGGGCCGGGCCGACACCAUCGCCGGCAAAUACGGUGUGUGGAUGAAGGACCCCGAGCCCGUGGCACCCUUCACGCGGGAGACCACGUGGCGCGUGGAUACGGUGGGCACGGAGGUGCGCCAGCUCUUCCAGUACGAGGCGGCCGAGCAGCUGGCCCGCGGCUACCCCGCCAAGGUGCACGUCCUGCCACGGCCCCUGGAGAGCACCGGGGCUGUCGUCUAUCGUGGCGGGCUCUUCUUCCAGCCGCGCCGCUCCCGCGCGCUGGCCCGCUACGACCUGCGGGCUGAGGCCAUCUCUGCCGAGCGGGAGCUGCCCGGUGCCGGCUACCAUGGGCAGUACCCCUACUCGUGGGGCGGCUACACUGACAUCGACCUGGCGGUGGAUGAGACGGGGCUGUGGGUGGUGUACAGCACCGAGAAGGCCAAGGGAGCCAUCGUCCUCUCCAAGCUGGACCCUGAGACGCUGGAGAUCCGGCGCACCUGGGAGACCAACAUCCGUAAGCAGUCGGUGGCCAACUCCUUCAUCAUCUGCGGGACUCUGUACACUGUCAGCAGCUACUCCGCGCCCAAUGCCACCGUCAACUUUGCCUACGACACGACCACCGGCACCAGCCGCAGCCUGAGCAUCCCCUUCGAGAACCGAUUCCAGUACCUCAGCAUGGUGGACUACAACCCAGCGGAGCGGCGGCUCUUCGCCUGGGAUAGCUACAACAUGGUGGCCUACCCUGUGCGCCUCGCCCACGCCUGAGCGCUGCCUGGACCCCGGCCUCCUGCUGAUGCCUCCUGCGAAGAAAUCCCUUUGUGCUCCAUGAAACAAAGUGCUUCUCCAGGGCUGAGCUGUGCCAGUGGAUGCAUCCCUGUCUGGCCCUUGUGGGUCUGAGUGGGUGCUGGUGGUUCCCAGCCCUGCUCCAGCAUCCUCCCAGCCCAGAGAUGGGAGCGGGCAGGGCUCAGAUGGGCAGGCUGCUGGCUGCCUUCCUGCUGGGACAGAGUGGGACUGGUGAGGGGGCAGCUUCAGCCAUGCUGGCCCUCCAUCGCCCAGGAGUCCCUGCACUGCCCCUAUCCCAUCUGGCUUCGUCUCACCUCACCUCACCAGCAGCUCUCCCAUGCUGCUUUCAGAGCCCACAGUUAUCACUAUUUAUUGUAGAAAGGCUGUAGGAGGCUUGCUACUCCCUCAGCUUGGGGGGAUGCCCCAAUAAACGCUGCAGUAUUAAAUCAGAACAAACGUCUGAGUUUCAACUAACCAAGCUGGAGAUUUGCUUAAUAAAAGUAUUACUACAAGGUGCAUGGGGCAAGUCUGGGGGACUGGUGGGAAGCAGGUUUGGGGGACGGAGUGUGCCAUGUCCUGUCCAUUCUGAGCAGUGCUGGUCAUCUGCUGCCAUCCCCAGGGUGGGGGACAAGGGCACGGUCCCAUUCUAGAAUGGCAGUGGACAAGGGGAUGCCACAGGCACCAAGGCAACGUGAGUCCUACAACCAGGCAGCACACACGUCCUGCAAUGCUGGCCUGCAGUGGGGCUGGGGCAUAGCAGAACAGUGCAGGCAAAGUUAUUCCCCUAGCAGCGAUGUGCCUACGUCAUCACCAUGGUGAAGCCUGGCAGUAACACAGAGCCCCGUGACCCGCGGCGAGCCUCUGUCGCGUUGAGAUGCCUCAGCUCCCUCUGCAUGGUGUCCAAGCCCGGGAAGGCCGUAUCCUGCAGCUCCUGCCACCUCUGUGCCACCCCGGGGCUGUCAGCCACUUCACUGCAGGACUAUGGCGAGGUGGACCGGCAGCACAUCCCCCCGCUCUCUGUCAGCCACGCCAUCUUCUCCAGGGAUGAGGAGCUGGAGCUUCAGGAGGAGCCGGAAGCCUCCAUUGCCCCCUUCAUGGAGCCCGAGUGCUUUGAGGCCUGCAACACCUGCGUGCUGUGGAGCACCCAGCUCCAUACGCAGACCUGCAUCAAGGAGCAGCCCACCGCUGCCCUGAGGGAAGCCGAGCCCAGGGCUGAGGCCUUCCCGCGGCUCCCAGCAGCGCAGUACAACAACUCCGCCAUCGACCGCAGCCCCAUGCCUGCCCUGCACACCUGCUGGGCGCUGUAUGAGGGCCGAGAGCUGGGCCGGCAGAGUGAGGGGACGCAGCAUUGGCACAGCUGCCAGCAAUAAACUUCAGUCCAUCACAGCA
Molecule: messenger RNA, 2550 nt
Organism: Meleagris gallopavo (turkey)
Lineage: Eukaryota; Metazoa; Chordata; Aves; Galliformes; Phasianidae
Gene: MYOC
Product: myocilin
Biological process (GO): signal transduction; osteoblast differentiation
Cellular component (GO): Golgi apparatus
Source: RefSeq, a predicted model, not a curated record